AUGGGGGACGCCGAAACCCGGUACCCCCAUCUAGAAAAACUGGCUCUCGCGCUAAUAAGCCUCUCGCGCAAACUGAAGCCUUAUUUUCAGUGCCACUGUAUCUGCGUCCUGAUAACUUAUCCCCUCCGGAGUAUACUGCAUAAACCUGAGCUAUCAGGUCGAUUGGCCAAAUGGGCCAUCGAACUCGGAGGGUAUGAUAUUGAGUAUCAACCUCGGACAGCCAUUAAGUCCGAAAUCCUGGCGGAUUUCGUGGCUGACUUCUCGCCAGCCAUCGUACCCGAGGUAGAGAAAGACCUUUUAUUAAAAUCAGGCACUUCCUCCGGGGUAUGGACCUUGUUCACGGAUGGCGCCACAAACGUAAGAGGAUCCGGACUCGGUAUAGUCUUGAGGCCGCCCGUCGGCGGCAUAAUCAGACAAUCCAUAAAAACCACGAAACUGCCUAACAACGAAGCCGGAUAUGAGGCUAUGAUUGCAUGUCUAGAUUUGGCCAAAGGUUUGGGAGCCGAGAUCGUGGAAGAAAAGUGCGACUCGCUCCUCGUGGUAAGCCAAGUAAACGGAAGCUACGAAGCCCGAGAGGACAGGAUGCAAAGGUAUUUGGACAAAAUCCAAAUCGCGUUGCGUCAUUUCAAAGAAUGGACUUUAGUACACAUACCCCGAGAGAAAAAUUGCGAGGCCGAUGCCCUCGCAAACUUGGGAUCCUCCGCCGAAGAAGAAGACCUGCUCCCCGAAACCGUCGUCCAACUAUUCAAAUCUGUGGUCGAAGAGGGCCAUGCGGAAAUUAACUCCACCAGCCUGACAUGGGACUGGAGAAACAAAUAUAUCGCGUAUCUGAAAGACGGAAAUCUGCCCACGGACCCAAAAGAGUCAAGGGCCCUACGAACCAAAGCGGCCCGGUUCUCACUCGACGAAAAUGGGGCCCUUUACAGGAGAACUUUCGAUGGUCCCCUAGCGAUAUUCUUGGGACCGGGCAACACGAAAUACGUGCUUCGAGAGAUCAACGAGGGCACCUGCGGAAAUCAUUCCGGGGCCGAUUCCUUGGUCCGAAAAGUGAUCCAGGUGGGCUACUAUUGGGAUAGCAUGGAGAAAGACGCCAGGGAAUUCGUCUGA
Molecule: messenger RNA, 1107 nt
Organism: Nicotiana attenuata
Lineage: Eukaryota; Viridiplantae; Streptophyta; Magnoliopsida; Solanales; Solanaceae
Exons: 1
Coding region: 1-1107 (368 amino acids)
Molecular function (GO): RNA-DNA hybrid ribonuclease activity; nucleic acid binding
Source: RefSeq, a predicted model, not a curated record